Sesamum indicum (sesame) is the source of this 2827-nucleotide messenger RNA. It is a transcript of the gene DAYSLEEPER, whose product is annotated as BED zinc finger and hAT dimerization domain-containing protein DAYSLEEPER. Lineage: Eukaryota; Viridiplantae; Streptophyta; Magnoliopsida; Lamiales; Pedaliaceae. Gene Ontology annotation, molecular function: DNA binding; protein dimerization activity. The record is from RefSeq and is a predicted model, not a curated record.
AGUGAGCAACUAUGAUGACUUUUGUGUGUGUUGUGUGUGAAGGGAGCGGGAGGGGGAGGACCAAGAACACACACUAAUACACCUUAGAGCUCACACACUAAACCACCAAGAAAGUAGAUGGACCUCAAAGUCCAUAUCCAAUUCACUUUAAUGUUUCUAUCUCCCUACCCCAACAAAUAAUAAACCUUAUCACAACUUACCAUCAAACGAACCCCCAAAAAAUUAGGUCCAAUUGCAAGCCCAAUUCUCCCUUUCUCUCUCCUCUCUCUUUCUCUCUCCUCGAAACCCUAGAUCUGGGAGCUGGGAAACGCCGGAAAUCCCCUCCUCCGCCUUGGAUUCGGCCCAAGAACGGAUCUUUUUCAUCUGGGUUUCCCUCGAAACUCUUGUUUUUGCUGGAAAAAGUCAAAUGUGUGAUGGGUAACCUUUGUGUCAAUGUUCUGAGUUCUCUCUGCACGACACUCGGUUUCCAAGUGUUUCCUACUCAUCUAAUAAAGUUCGAUCAUCUAGCGUUCUCUCAAGAUGGAGGUGGAAAACUCAAACCAAAUCAUGAAUAAUGAGCUUAUACCCAUGGAGGAGACACAACCUCUCGAUUCAGAGAUGCAACUUGACAUUUUAGAGCCUCAGCCGAACCAUAUAGAGCUACCACCAAAUAAUGCAGAACAACAACCAACCAAGCGUAGGAAAAAGAAGUCAAUUGUCUGGGAACAUUUCACUAUUGAAACAGUUGGUGCUGGAUGUAGGAGGGCAUGCUGUAAACAAUGCAAACAGUCAUUUGCCUACAGCACAGGGUCUAAGGUAGCUGGAACAAGUCAUCUCAAGCGUCACAUUGCAAAGGGGACGUGCCCAGUGGUACUGCGUAAUCAGGAGAAAAAUCAAUUGAGCCCAUAUAGCGCACCUUCCAAAAUGAGUUCAUUUUCUGAUACACCAAAACGGCGUUAUCGGACAGCCAGUGUCCCUUUAAUUUCCUUUGAUGCGGACCGUUGCCGGCAUGAGAUUGCUAGGAUGAUUAUUAUGCAUGACUAUCCACUUCACAUGGUUGAACACCCCGGUUUUGUGGCGUUUGUUCAGAAUUUACAGCCUCGAUUUGAUAUGGUGAGCUUCAAUACUGUGCAGGGGGACUGCGUGGCAACUUAUCUAAGGGAAAAACAGAGCAUCCAGAAGGUGAUUGAGGGGAUGCCUGGGCGUGUCUGCCUUACUCUGGAUUUAUGGUCAUCUUCUCGAACUAUUGGCUACAUGUUUGUAAGCGGGCAGUUCAUUGAUAGUGACUGGAAAAUGCACCGAAAACUUCUCAAUGUGAUCAUGGAACCUUAUCCAGAGUCAGAUACUGCCUUCAGCCACUCUGUUGCUGCAUGCUUGUCUGAUUGGAGUAUGGAUGGCAAGUUAUUUUCCGUUACUAUCAAUCAACCGCUUACUGAUGCGUCAGUUGAUAAUCUGAGAGCUUUGCUCUCUGUUAAGAACCCAUUGGUGCUUGAUGGCCAGUUGUUGGUUGGAAAUUGCCUUGCUCGUUCGUUAAGCAGCAUCGUCCAAGAUGCGUUGGCUUCUGUGGAGGGCAUUGUUAAGAAGGUAAGAGACAGUGUAAAGUAUGUCAAAACAUCAGAAUCGCGCGAGGAAAAGUUUAUUGAGCUCAAACAACAACUUCAAGUACCUAGCUCUAAGAAUCUUGCUAUCGAUGACCAAACUCAGUGGAACACAACUUACGAAAUGUUGUUGGCUGCAUCAGAAUUAAAGGAAGUCUUCUCUUGUUUGGAUACUUCAGACCCCGACUACAAGGACGCCCCGUCAGUAGAAGAUUGGAAGCAAAUAGAGACCCUCUGCACUUACUUGAAACCCCUCUUCGACACAGCAAAUCUUCUAACAACAGCAGCUACUCCAACAACAAACACAUUCUUCCACGAAGCAUGGAAGAUUCAGUUGGAAUUGGCACGUGCAGCUGCCAGCGAAGAUCCAUUUGUCAGCAGCUUGACAAAGUUUAUGCAAGAGAAAUUUGACAAAUACUGGAAGAGUUGCUGCUUUAUCCUAGCAAUCGCGGUAGUCAUGGAUCCCCGUUUCAAAAUGAAACUUGUCGAGUUCAGUUUCUCAAAAAUAUACGGCGAAGAGGCUGCCUCGUAUGUGAAGGUUGUUGACGACGGGAUCCAUGAGCUAUUCCUCGAAUACGUUGCGCUUCCUCUGCCUCUAACUCCUGCCUAUGCUGAAGAAGCAAACGGAGCAUCCAUCAAGCCUGAGGAUCCACAAGGAAUGGGAAUCUCAAGCAAUGGUCUUGGCCUUACAGACUUUGACGUCUACAUCAUGGAAACUACAAGCCAGCUUGCCAAGUCUGAGUUGGAUCAGUAUCUGGAAGAGUCCCUUUUGCCCCGUGUACAUGAAUUCGACGUGAUAGGAUGGUGGAAACUAAACCGGAUAAAGUACCCAACUCUAUCAAAGAUGGCCCGUGACAUCUUGUCGAUUCCAGUAUGCACUGUCCCGGCUACCUCAGUGUUCGACACAGUACGGAAGGAGAUGGAUAGUUACAGGUGCUCGUUACGACCAGAGACAGUAGAGGCCCUCAUAUGUGCAAAGGAUUGGCUUCAGUCAGAGAAUGUAGAAACCGCGCUACCGGUUGUGAAAAUGGAAGCCCCAAUUUAGUGUUUGCUUCUACAUCCAAAUUUGUUAGAAAGUGUUUAGGUAGAGAGAGAGAGAGAGAUGUUAUUAUUUUGUUCUAGAAACUGUGUUUGCAUGAUUCCAUCUUUGAACCUCUUAUUGUACAAUACUCUCAGAAACUUGUCUAGAUUAAAUUCUCAAGUAGCUCAUAUAUCCUUGUAUUUGAUUUGACCCUUCCUCCUUUGGUAUA